CGGACAGAUACCGGGAGCGCACGGUGAACGCACGAAGGAUGAAUGAACUUUAAAUUUGCCUCACAACUUUCCCUCUCUCUCUCUCUCUCUCUCUCUCUCUACCUGACAGUUUCUCCCCCCUCCCCCGCCGCUCGCUGUUCCAGGAACGAAACCCCUAGAGAGGAAUAUCUCUACAAUGGAUUUACCGCAAUCACGAUCCAGUAGUGAUUAAAUAGAUUUUUUCCCCUCUCACCCUCUUUUCCUUAUUUCUUUGCGGAUGCUCAUUAGCUUCGUGAGUCGAGAUGAUGGCAUCAAUAGGGGAAUUCGAUCCUCUCAACACCAGAGUCCCCGCAACUAAAAUAGAAGUUACCGUGUCCUGCAGGAGUCUACUGGAUGUGGACACAUUCUCCAAGUCAGAUCCUGUUGUUGUGUUGUAUCUGCAGGCUGUGGGAACCAAAGAAUGGAGGGAGUUUGGCAGGACAGAGGUUAUCGAUAACACUCGGAAUCCUGAUUUCGUCAGGAAGUUUGUCCUGGAUUUCUUCUUUGAAGAGAAACAGAAUCUAAGGUUUGAUGUGUACAAUGUGGACUCCAGAAGCUGUAACAUAUCCAAACACAAGGACUUUCUGGGCCAGACCUUCUGCACACUCGGAGAAAUUAUCGGCUCCACAGGAGGAAGGCUGGAGAGGACCCUCUCGUAA
Messenger RNA from Pundamilia nyererei, 677 nucleotides. RefSeq names its product copine-8-like. Lineage: Eukaryota; Metazoa; Chordata; Actinopteri; Cichliformes; Cichlidae. Gene Ontology annotation, biological process: cellular response to calcium ion. The transcript has 6 exons. Gene Ontology annotation, molecular function: calcium-dependent phospholipid binding. The record is from RefSeq and is a predicted model, not a curated record. Gene Ontology annotation, cellular component: plasma membrane. Bases 282 to 677 code for a protein of 131 amino acids.